Molecule: messenger RNA, 369 nt
Organism: Mya arenaria
Lineage: Eukaryota; Metazoa; Mollusca; Bivalvia; Myida; Myidae
Product: keratin, type I cytoskeletal 9-like
Exons: 2
Coding region: 1-369 (122 amino acids)
Source: RefSeq, a predicted model, not a curated record
AUGGUGAUGAGCACGGUAGUGGUUUUGGUCAUGAUUGUGAUAAGGAUUGUGGUGGAUUGUGAUGGUCAUGAUAGUGAUGAGCACGAUGGUGGUGGUGAUGGUCAUGAUAGUGAUGAGCACGGUGGUGAUGGUAGUCAUGAUGGUGAUAGGCACAGUGGUGGUGAUGGUUAUGAUGGUGAUCAGCCCGUUUGUGGCGAUGGUGGUGGUCAUGAUGUGGUGGAUGGUGAUGGUCAUGAUGGUGCUGACCACUGUAGUGGUGGUGGUGGUGGUGUUGGAGGUGGUGUUGGUGAUGGUCAUGAGUGUAUAAGCACGGUGGUGGAUGGUGGUGAUCAUGAUGGUGGUAAGCACGCUGGUGGUGUCGGUGGAUAG